Messenger RNA from Drosophila arizonae, 3131 nucleotides. RefSeq lists its product as uncharacterized. Lineage: Eukaryota; Metazoa; Arthropoda; Insecta; Diptera; Drosophilidae. Gene Ontology annotation, biological process: regulation of transcription by RNA polymerase II. The record is from RefSeq and is a predicted model, not a curated record. Gene Ontology annotation, molecular function: DNA-binding transcription factor activity; RNA polymerase II cis-regulatory region sequence-specific DNA binding.
ACUGAGACUGCCAGUCAGACAGGCAGCAGCAGCAGCAAGAGACGUUCGCUCUGUCUGUCGGUCUGUCCGACGCGUCUCUGUCACACACACACACUCGCACACACACAAACACAUUUUGUACUUCCACCAGCUAUUGCAGUUUGCUUGGGUUUCAGUUCGUUCGUGCGCGUCGUCGACGCCAGCGCCAAUAAGCGGAAUAGGCAACGGCAGCGGCAAACGGCAUCGAAAAUCGGCAUCGAAAUCGAACGAGAGAGCGAACUGAUCGAAUAGAAUACGCGCGCAGUGAAUUUUCGAGGGAGGCAUUGCGCAGGUGUUUCGCAAAAAAAGAAGGAUAAACAAUAACAACAACAACAAAAAAGAAACGAAACAAAACGCAUAAACAAAUGCAAUUGGCAACUAACUAGAACGAAAAGUGAUACAACACAUAAAUAGAGUGCGCGAAUAGGCGUCUAAAGCAUGGCCGAAGCAGGGAUAAGCACAGCAGCCAGCGGCAUGGAGCUGGCCCUCAAAGACACCAACCACAAUGUGGCUGGCCUCAUCGUGGACAUGACCCCGACGACGGCCGCCCUGCUGCACCACAAUGCCCUGGCGCUGCGCAGCCUGAAGGAGGCGGCCACCGAAACGGAACUGCAGGAGUCGCCGCGCUCACUGGCCACGACACCGACGCCGACGCCAACAAAUCUGAGCACGGCGCCCCACUCGCCGCCCAUGACAUUCCGUUGCGAACGCUGCGAGAACUUUGAGACGAGCUCGCGGGCGUCGCUGCUGCUGCACGUGGUGCAGUGCCUGGCCGGGCAGGUGGUGGCGGUGCGGCUGAAGAGCGAGCAGAGUGACGAGCCGGAGAACAUGAGCGUCAGUCACAUGGACAGCUGCAAGCAGGAGCUGGCCACAACAGAGGCGUCUGCUGCAUCGGCUGCGGCAGCGGCAGCGGCGUCAGCGUCAGCGUCAGCAUCGGGAACUGGCGCCGGCUCGAGCUCCUCGGCCAGCUCCUCGCCGGCGGGCAACUCSUCGUCGUCGUCGUCGCGCAAGGUCUUCGAGUGCGACGUGUGCAACAUGAAGUUCUCCAACGGCGCCAACAUGCGCCGCCACAAGAUGCGGCACACGGGCGUCAAGCCGUACGAGUGCCGCGUCUGCCAGAAGCGCUUCUUCCGCAAGGAUCACCUGGCCGAGCACUUUACGACGCACACGAAAACGCUGCCCUAUCACUGUCCCAUCUGCAAUCGCGGAUUCCAGCGCCAGAUCGCGAUGCGCGCCCACUUCCAGAACGAGCACGUGGGCCAGCACGAUCUGGUCAAGACGUGUCCGUUGUGCAGCUAUCGCGCCGGCUCCAUGAAGUCCCUGAGGAUACAUUUCUUCAACCGGCAUGGCAUCGACCUGGACAAUCCGGGUCCGGGUGGCACCUCCUCGCUGCUGCUGGCCCUCGAAUCGCAGGCGUCGGCGGCGGCCGCAGCAGCGGCAGCGGCAGCAGCGGCCGCAAGCUAUGCACAGCCCCAGGUGGGCCAGGUGGGUCAGCCGACGCUGGCGCCGGCCCAGGUGGGGCAAUCGCAGGUGGCGGCCAGCCAUCAGAGCGAUAGCGGUGAAUCGAUGCGAUCGUUGGAGAAUGCCACGCCUCCCAUGCACUUUCUGACGCCCCACGUGGAGAUCUCAACGCUCAGCGAGAGCGGCAAUACGGAGCUGUUCAAUCUUAUUUGCGUUUUGCGUGAAUCUUUUCUUCAACAGGGCAACAACAACAACAACAAUAACAACACAAAUACCAACAACAACAACCACAGCAGCAACUGCAGCAACAGCAACAACAACAGUAGCUCAACUGAACCCGAUUCAAAGGAACAUUCACUGCUCCUCGCCCCCCAAGAGCUGCCGAUGGACUGCAAGGCCACGCCCAUCACAUCGAGCAGCGGCUCUAACAAGAGCCACGCCCAUCUGCAUCAUCAGCUUCCACACCACCAUCAUCACCAUCAUCACGAGAAUCACAUAACGCCUUCGAUUAGUCUAAUACCCAUCAAACAGGAGCCGGUGUCGCUGGAGGAGGCGGCGGCGGACAAGAAGGAGUCGCUGAAUGGUGAUGCCAAUAGCGAUACGGAAAGUGCUGCCAAUAACAACAACAACAAUAACAACAGCAGCAAUAACAACAACAACAACAACAACAAUUGCAGCAGCAACAACAACAACAGAGUCACCUCAUUGAUCAAGGUUUCGCCCUUGAAGUCACUUCUGCGUGAGGAUCUGAAGCGUCGCAUUUGCGCCAAGGCCAACAAUCGCAUCACCCGGAAUGCCACGCCGCUGGAGCACGAGCUGCAGCAGACGAUGCUAAAUGGGGCGGGCGGUGGUGCGAGUGGCGCCUCGGUAGGUGGCAGCACGGCCAGCACGCCCACAACGCCAGCGGGCGGCACACACAACGGCAACCAGAGCUCCACGCCCAUUUGCAACGGGACGAUCACGUCGUCCGGGCAGGAGAGCGACCUCCAGCUGAAUCGGAAACUGAUUCUCACCUGCCAUUUCUGUGGCAUCGAGUUCCCCGACGAGACGCUCUACUUCCUGCACAAGGGCUGCCACUGCGAGAGCAAUCCCUGGAAGUGCAACAUCUGCGGGGAGCAGCUCAACAAUGUGUACGAGUUCAAUGCGCAUCUGCUUAGCAAGAGCCAUCAAUAGCAGCCACAGUUUGGCAGCCACUGACACAGUUUGGCAGCCAAUUAGCUGAAUAGUAGACGUUAUAAGGAAAGAUAUAUACAUACAUACAUACAUAUAUGUAUACAGAAUUGCAUAUAUAUAUAAAGUUUGACAGCCACUGAUGCAGAAGACGUAGAUAUAUCCAAACGUUGACAGUUUGAGUGCAAUUCACAGCUUACGGUAAAUCUAGACAAAUACGGGCAGAGGUACACGUAUAGUAAACAACAGUUUGACAGUCACUGAUAAAGAAUAUGCAACCAAAAUAGAAUAAACGCUUAUCUUAUGUUACAGUUUAACAGCCACUGACAGUCAUCUUCUAAGUAGAGGCAGAAGCAAAGAAAAAUAUCCAAGGCAAGAAUAUGGCAUAUACUACAGUUUGACAUUCACUGACAGCUGACACUCAACAGAAUCUUCCAUAUUUUAAGCAGAUUUUAACCGGCUCUACAUAAAGAAAUUCUAGA